Messenger RNA from Vicia villosa (hairy vetch), 3165 nucleotides. RefSeq names its product LEAF RUST 10 DISEASE-RESISTANCE LOCUS RECEPTOR-LIKE PROTEIN KINASE-like 1.2. NCBI's taxonomy places the organism in Eukaryota, Viridiplantae, Streptophyta, Magnoliopsida, Fabales, Fabaceae. The record is from RefSeq and is a predicted model, not a curated record. Gene Ontology annotation, molecular function: protein kinase activity; ATP binding; polysaccharide binding. The coding region runs from base 745 to 2661 and encodes 638 amino acids. The transcript has 6 exons. Gene Ontology annotation, biological process: protein phosphorylation.
UCCCAUCACCAAAGGGAUGUACGAUUCCAGCAUCAAUCAAGAAGAGGUCACGUUUUUCUUCCACCAUCAUCUUGCUCACUACAGCCAAAAAUCAAGACAAAAAGAUCUUCCCAGCUGAUAACAAAUUUCACGUUCACGCGGAUUUCCUUCCCAUGAAAUCAGCAAUUUUCCUCACCUCCUCUAACCCAUUUUAUUCUCUCUCAACCUCUCGAAUUUCCUUUUUGCCCUCAUCUUACCCACUCUAUAAUACCAGUGUUCACACUCAUUGAAAGGGGAGGAAGAAAAUACGUUGAAACUCAGUCCAAUUUUGUUCAUAACUUCCUCCAAAGAAAAACUGUGAACACAGAUGAACAACCUUCAUAACCAUAAUCACCAUAUCAACUUCAAAAAACCUGUAAUCUUCAUAAACUCAUAGAUCAUUUUCUUACUCAGCAUCAUCGCAUCGGAUUUCGUUUUUACUCAGCAACACAACUUCAACGUCACUGAUCCAAGACAACAACAGAAUUAGCAACAACAACACAGUAGAUCCAGCCUCUUCUUCAACGCGCAACAAUAGUGAAUCCGUAGCAACAACGCAUCACUUUCAUAGCAUCGACGCGGAAUCAACGGAAGCAUCACCAUCGAACUCACCAGCAACGAACAACAUCGGCAUCUCAGCAGCAAUAGCUUGUAGAUUGCGCUUCCAACGGUUAUUUGCAUAAGGUUUUAUUUGCCAAAGUCAUUAAGGCAAAUUGUUCUUCUCAAAUGCAGCUAGCUUUUUCUUUCAUCAUCAGGACUUUUGUCUUCCUCCCACUCUUCUUAAGUGUUACUCCAGAUGAAAUAGACAAAUCUUGUACACCUUUUAACUGCGGUAAUUUCAUUAACGUAACAUAUCCUUUUUGGAAUUUUAACACUCAGCCAAGUUAUUGCGGACAUCCCGGAUUUAAGCUUUAUUGCCAAAAUGGUCACUUGACCAUUGAAAUUAAGUCCCAAGAAUUCCGUAUUCUUCAUCUAAACCAAACUUCUCAACUUUUAAGGAUUUCUAGAGAAGACUUUUAUGAUUUAGAUGCUAAUCAUAAAAGAUAUUGUCCUAAGGAUUAUAUUAAUGUGGACGUGGAUUCGCAUUUUUUCAACUACACUGCCAAUAAUGAAAACUAUACUGCAUUAUAUGACUGUGGCCCUUUUCCUUCAUAUUUGAUUCCUGAAAUUUCUGAUGUCUUUCUUUGCCUAAAAGAGGACAUAACACAGGAAGUAUAUGUAGUCCGAAAUUCUAAAUUGGCUGAUUUUGUUACUAUGAAGUGUAAAAAUAGUAUCACAAUUCCGGGAAUAAAAUACAAAGAUUCCAAUUCCACGGAUGCCGUGAUGAGUUUUUUAGAUAAAGGGUUUGAGGUUAAGUGGGGAGGAGUGGGAGAAGAUAAAUGUCAUGCUUGCAUAAGUUCAGGUGGAAUAUGUGGCUUUAAAAACUCAAAAAACACAUGUCUCUUACACAGAUCCUUGUCAUCGAAAGUAGCUGCCGCAGGAACAUGGAAUUUGAAAAAGAGACUCCUUGUUGGUGUUAUUUCUAUGACAUUGGCCACACUCGUUAUUGCAAUCAUAUAUAUUUAUAGGCGCCGACACAGUAAUCGCGAUGUUGAAUCAGAUGCACAAUCUGUGAUACUGACUUCUCAUCCGUCGAGACUAGAAAGUCAACGAUUUGCUAGAAAUAAAUAUUUUGGUGUUCAGUACUUUACAUCUGAUGAUCUUAAGCAAGCCACAAAUGAUUUCUCAAAGCAAAUAGGAGAUGGGGCCGGAGGGACUGUAUUUUAUGGAGAAUUACCUGAUGGUCGUCGUAUUGCGGUUAAGGAGAUUCAUAACAACCUUGGAGAUGAUCAAUUCAAUAAUGAGCUCGAUACCUUAUCAUAUCUAGCUCAUCCAAACCUGGUAUCUUUAUAUGGAUGCACUACUUCACAACUUCAAGAACCUAUGAUAGUAUAUGAGUAUGUUUCCAAUGGAACUGUAAAUGAGCAUCUUCAAGGUCAAAGAGAAACACAUGGGAACCUACCGUGGAGCAUCAGAAUGAAUAUUGCCGUGGAGACCGCUAGUGCUUUGAAGUAUCUUCAUGCGUCUAAUAUUAUCCAUAGGGAUAUCAAAACUAGCAAUAUUCUUCUUGAUGAUGAUCUUCAUGUUAAACUAGCAGAUUUUGGAAUAUCACGCAUUUUUCCAUCGGACCAAAGCCAUGCCUUAACCGAACCAAGAGGGACUGUAGGUUAUGUUGCUCCUGAAUGCGUAGCCCAUGAAGACCAAAAGCACUGUGAACUUACUUAUAAAAGUGAUGUAUUCAACUUUGGAGUAGUAUUGGUGGAGCUUAUAACAUCUCUCCCUGCUUAUUAUGAUUUUAGACCUGUGAAAAAUCUUCAUGAAAUGGCUAUUACGAGAAUCCAAAAUGGAACAAUGCAUGAACUUGUGGACAGUACCCUUGGUUAUGGUUCGGAUCCCAAUGUAGAGAAAAUGAUAAAUCUUGUGAUAAAGCUAGCAGGUGAGUGUUUACAUGAAUCCAGACAGGCAAGGCCUACCAUGAAUAAAGUGUGGCUAACUUUACAAGAAAUUCAGCGUGUGGGUAAGAAUGAAAUGCAACAUGAUGACAUGAACUUAGAAGGCACUAAUGAUGAGAUUCAGUUGUUAAAUCAAUUCAUGACCACCUAAUUCCUGUCCUCAGAACUAAUACUCAACACCAGAACUCAAGUCAUAGUGAUGAUGAUAGAUCGCUGGAAGAAUUGCUGCUUGGUUGGUCAUUUUUUUAGAAUCCAAUGGGUUGAAGUGGACACUAGAUUAUAAUAAUACAUACCUUGUUUGGUUGUGGUACGAGUGUUAGAUUAUUAGAUGAUAACACGUUUUAUUUAUUAUUUGACUUGUUUCUGUCAGAAUUAUUCUAGGUUAGUUAGAUUAUGUGUUAAUAAUGUUCCUAUUUGUUUCUGUUAGAAUUAUUCUAGGUUAGUUAGAUUAUGUGUUAAUGUUCCUAUAUUUUAGGAACAGCCUUGGACCUAUUCCUAUGCAACUAACAGGUGAUAUUUAGGUAGUUAGUCAGGGACGUGAUUAGUGGGCAGAAUAGGUUGCGUUGUUGAUUCAGUUAAUGUGUAGUUUGUAAGGCUAUUUAAGCCAAAACCUUUCUUAAUUAAAUGCAAGUUGUUUCUGUAGUUGUCAAUGAGG